Messenger RNA from Physella acuta, 1632 nucleotides. RefSeq names its product ergosterol biosynthetic protein 28 homolog. The record is from RefSeq and is a predicted model, not a curated record. Gene Ontology annotation, molecular function: protein-macromolecule adaptor activity. Lineage: Eukaryota; Metazoa; Mollusca; Gastropoda; Physidae. Gene Ontology annotation, cellular component: endoplasmic reticulum; membrane.
AAAUGCCGGUCUCAGCUGCCAAAAGUAAAAUAAAGCCCUGCAAUAUGAGCAACUCUACACCUUUCUUCGUUAAUUUUUUAAGAAUAUGGAUCGCAUUUGUUGCAGUAAUGGCUUUCGGAAACACGUUUCAAUGCUUUAUAAGCUCGUCCUAUACUUAUGAAAGACUCUAUACUGUUAGUCAAAACAACGAUCUGGCUGUCUCUACUGCCUUCAACACAACUCAAAAAGUCAGUGACCUCACAGCCAGACUAUUUGGAACAUGGACUUUACUGUCAGGGAUUACUCGUCUGAUGUGUGCCCUGUUUAUCUACAACAAGGUGUUGUAUCACAUCACCAUCAUGUCCUUUGUGCUAGCCCUGUGCCAUUUCAGCUCCGAGGUCUUCAUAUAUAAAACAGCAACAUUGACAGCUGGGAUCAUAGCCCCUCUCAUAGUGUCCAGUGUCUCCAUCCUACUCAUGGUAGUUGGUAUUUUUAUGUUGGAUGAAGAGGACCCAAGAGAGAGUUACCCUGAUGAAAACGAGGAGCUGGCCAAAAGGAAAAAAUCCAGCUAACCACAGGUUGAUAUAGAUUACUAGAUAUUCACAAUUCCAGUUGCACAUUUGUAAAAACCAAGUACAGUUUUUUAUACUCAGUCAUUGGAUUACAUGUUCUUAUUUCCUUUUUGCAAGCUUGUACAAUUAUUUUUCAUUUCUGUAUAGAAUUAUGCAUCAUAUUCAUUUUUAAUCUUGAAUCGUGUCAAGGGAAUGAGUUUGUGAACCCCUCCUUGUGGUGAAUCCAAACAUGUAGCAUCUGUACAAAAUACAUGUUUAACCUGCAUAUUUUUUAAUGUAUGUCUAUUUUUUGUGCAGCAGCACAUGAUUUUAAACUGUCACUGAGAAAUAGUAUUAUAUUUUAUUAUUAAAUAACUGAUUGUGAAUAUUUUUUUAAAAUUCCAAUAAAAUGAUUUUUUGUAAAUUAACUUUCAUCUCAUUUUUUUAAUUCAAGGCUCUAUAGUUAUACAAUGUAUGUAAAUACUUGGCAGUUCAAGCAAUGCAUACAUUUUCUUAGCCUAAGAUUUUUUAUUUAUUUGAUGUAGCUUAUCAAAGUAUUAUUAUAUACUAAUAGGUUUGGUUUUAUUAAGAACAGUUCAUAGACAUGAAUUGUUACCAGUUCUGUGAAAGUUCUUUUUUAUUCUUAAAGAAAAAUGUUAUAUUUUGUUAGUUGUUACAUAUUACUUUCAUCUUUUUGUUCUAAACUUUUAGAACUGGAAGUUAUCUUUUACUGACAAAUAGCUGUAGGGAUUGUAAUGACUAUACUGCCAUCUGUAAGCCUUUUAGAUUAUUUUUCUAGUUUUAACAUAAUUAGGGAGCUAUACUUAAGUUAUAUUAAUGUUCUCAAAAUUUAACUUGUAGAAAAUGAAUGACAAAAAUAAAUGUUAUGUUUAUUUCCUAGUUUAAAUUUUUAUACCUAAUUUUAAAAAGUUAUUUAUUCUCUUAUUUAACUCAUUCAAAAGUUGCUAUUUACAUUCUGUGUAGUUUUUAUAUUUUUGCCUGAAACUAAGUAGAAUAUUAUUAAUCAUGUUAUACAUUUGGAUAAACCAUCAUUUAACAUAAAAUUAAAAUAAAUAAUAAUUAAAAGUGUGUAGUUUGAAAG